Messenger RNA from Brugia pahangi, 429 nucleotides. Lineage: Eukaryota; Metazoa; Nematoda; Chromadorea; Rhabditida; Onchocercidae. The record is from the annotation of a GenBank genome assembly.
AUGUAUAUUUUGACAAUUUUUAGCAAAGUUAAAUUUGUAAAUUGCCUGUGUGACAUUGCAGUAGCAUGCACAUAUCAGAUCAAUCGUGCACAAUGCACAUAUCAGAUCAAUCGUGCACAAUGCACAUAUCAGAUCAAUCGUGCACAAUGCACAUAUCAGAUCAAUCGUGCACAAUGCACAUAUCAGAUCAAUCGUGCACAAUGCACAUAUCAGAUCAAUCGUGCACAAUGCACAUAUCAGAUCAAUCGUGCACAAUGCGCAUAUCAGAUCAAUCGUGCACAAUGCACAUAUCGCAUUUCUGAUGUAGCAGUUAUUACGCAAACAAUGAAAUUACUACAUAAUAAGUUAACAAAUGUAGGAAUUCGUUUGAGUGAUAAAAAAUUUUACAAACUUCUUUACAAGAAAAAAGCAAAAAGAGUGAUGGAGUGA